UGUGUUCAUAAUUUUAUAUUUUUACGUCAAUUUAUUGACUUGGCAAAAAGCAGAGAAUUAUAAAAAGAAAUAUAUGAAAUUAAUGUUAUUUCUUUUUUGUUUUGUUAUCAACUGUUACUGUUAAAAUGGAAAAUAAGGAAUAUAUAGUGAAAACUAUAAUUCAUGCAGGUACAAAAAUAAUUAAUUUUGUACCUGGAACUAAAGUAUUUUUUCAUUUUAAAACAACAAAAUGUGAUCCACAGAGAACAAUAAUAGAUGACAGUAAAGUAAUGGGAAAUCCAAUGGAACUUGUUUUAGGAAAAAAAUUUAAACUUGAAGUAUGGGAAAUUAUUGUACAAAAAAUGGCAUUAAAUGAAGUGGCUUGCUUUAGAAUUGAUAAAAGUCUAGUUACAGCAUAUCCAUUUGUGUCUAAAACUUUGAGAGAAGUUGGAAAACCAGAAUCAAAAAAACGUAGUCAUUGUUGUGGUGUAACUUUACAAAAUGAAGGAAUUGGAUAUGAUGAUUUAAAUGAACUUAUCAAAUAUCCUCAAGAUUUAGAAUUUACAAUUGAGCUUAUCAAAAUCAUUUUACCUGAUGAAUAUGAAAAAGAGGUAUGGCAAAUGACAGAAGAUGAGAAAUUAAAAAGUAUUCCAGAUAUAAAAGAAAAAGGAAAUAUAUUAUUUAAAGAAAAAAAUUAUAAUGCUGCAUGUGAGAUGUAUGCAAAAGGUAUUGGUAUAUUAGAACAACUUAUGCUUGGAGAAAAACCAAAUGAAGAAGAAUGGUUAGCUUUAAAUCAAUUGAAAACUCCAUUACUUUUAAAUUAUGCACAAUGUAAAUUAAUUCAAGAAGAGUAUUAUGCAGUUAUUGAACAUUGUACAACAGUUCUUAAACAUAAUCCAGAUAAUGUAAAAGCACUGUACAAAAGAGGUAAAGCAUACAUAGGUGUUUGGAAUGAAGAAGAAGCGAUUAAAGAUCUAACAAGAGUUGUUGAAUUGGAUCCCACAUUACAACAUAUAAUUGAAAAGGAAUUACGAGCAUUUUCUACAGCAAUCAAAGAAAAAAAUCAAUUAGAAAAAAAGAAAUUAUUAAAACUCUUUAAAUAAAUGUAUAAAUAUUGUAUAAAUUAUAUAGAUUUUAUAUAUAUAGCAUGCAAUAUAUACAAAAUCUCUCCUCUUCCUCUUCUCAUAAUAAAGCAACUUAGAAGACAAAUGUUAUUUUGUCAAAUAUUGUAUAAGAAAGUUGUACAAAUUGUUCAUAGUAUAAUUUCAAUAUUGUAAAAUCUUAAUUUAUCUGAAAUUAAAUAUAAAUAUUUUUCAAUAUGAAA
Molecule: messenger RNA, 1303 nt
Organism: Apis laboriosa (Himalayan honeybee)
Lineage: Eukaryota; Metazoa; Arthropoda; Insecta; Hymenoptera; Apidae
Product: AH receptor-interacting protein
Exons: 7
Coding region: 126-1082 (318 amino acids)
Molecular function (GO): protein binding; peptidyl-prolyl cis-trans isomerase activity
Source: RefSeq, a predicted model, not a curated record